UCCCAGGAACACCUGCGGACAUAAAUAGGCAGCGAGCGAAGGCAGCCCAGCACAGUCCGCACAGCGGCCCCACACACUGUGCCCACCUGCUCCAGGAUGCCGGACACCAUGCUACCCGCCUGCUUCCUGGGCCUGCUGGCCUUCACCUCCGCCUGCUACUUCCAGAACUGCCCGAGGGGUGGCAAGAGGGCCAUGUCUGACCUGGAGCUGAGACAGUGCCUCCCCUGCGGCCCCGAGGGCAAAGGGCGCUGCUUCGGGCCCAGCAUCUGCUGCGGCGACGAGCUGGGCUGCUUCGUGGGCACGGCCGAGGCGCUGCGCUGCCAGGAGGAGAACUACCUGCCGUCGCCCUGCCAGUCGGGCCACAAGCCGUGCGGGAGCGGGGGCCGCUGCGCCGCCGCGGGCAUCUGCUGCAACGACGAGAGCUGCGUGACCGAGCCCGAGUGCCGGGAGGGCGCUGGUUUUCACCGCCGCGCGCGCGCCAGCGACCGGAGCAACGGGACCCAGCUGGACGGGUCGACCGGCGCCCUGCUGCUGAGGCUGGUGCAGCUGGCGGGGGCGCCCGAGCCCGCGGAGCCCGCCGCACCCGGCGUCUACUGAGCCGCCCGCUCCCCCCUCCCGCCCCCGCAGUCCAGAAAAUAAACCUUUUA
Molecule: messenger RNA, 647 nt
Organism: Lynx canadensis (Canada lynx)
Lineage: Eukaryota; Metazoa; Chordata; Mammalia; Carnivora; Felidae
Gene: AVP
Product: arginine vasopressin
Exons: 3
Coding region: 97-597 (166 amino acids)
Cellular component (GO): secretory granule; extracellular region
Molecular function (GO): neurohypophyseal hormone activity
Source: RefSeq, a predicted model, not a curated record